AUGGUCAACAGACACUUCAGGAGCACCAGCGCUCCUGCACGCCCAUUUAAAGCCACCACCGCGCCCAGGAGGCCCCAGUCCAACUGGAGCCCUCCCCAUCGUAAACCUGGUCGAGUUUCCCUUGCGACCCACACUGUGAUCGGUGCAAUCGUCGUCCUGCUAGCGCUUUUCUUCCAAGUCUUUGCACCCCACUUCUCUCACACGGCCCUGCGCCUCUUCACCAAAGACCAGCAUUGGCACAUCCGCUCCCCAGGCAUCACGCUCCGCAACCCCGUGCUCCUCCACGAGCCCCAGAUCUGCCCAAAGCCCGAGCAGGCCGUCGAGUCCGAAGGCACCUUCAACACCCGCCCCACCCGCAGCAUGGCUCUCACCGACCAGGCGAUGCGGGUCGCCGCCGAGUUCGACUUUAGCAACGAUGCUGUGAACAAGGCGGUGAAGGAGUUCAUCAGGGAGAUGGAUGAGGGUCUCCAGCAGGAGGGCACCGAGCUGAGCCAGAUCCCAACCUACGUCACCGCCGUGCCCAAUGGCACUGAAAAGGGUCUUUACAUGGCCGUCGACUUGGGCGGCACCAACUUCCGUGUCUGCUCCAUUCAGCUGCACGGCAACACCACCUUCUCCCUUACCCAGAGCAAGGUCGCGGUUCCGCAGGAGCUCAUGACCGCGAAGACCUCGAAGGAGCUCUUCUCUUUCCUCGCCAAGCAGAUCGAGAAGUUCCUCCAAGCACACCACGAGGACCACUACGCUGGCACGUUGAAGCGUCGACAGACAGGAGGACAGCCGGAGGAGGUCUUCAACCUCGGAUUCACCUUCUCCUUCCCUGUGAACCAGGUCGGCAUCAACAAGGGUCUGCUCAUGCGCUGGACCAAGGGCUUCGACAUCCAGGAUGCAGUUGGCAAGGAUGUCUGCGCCCUGCUGCAGACCGAGAUUGACGAGCUGCACUUGCCCGUCAAGGUCGCCGCGCUGGUCAAUGACACCGUUGGAACGCUCAUGGCCCGUUCGUAUGCCUCGCCAGGCAAGACCGGCACUUUGCUCGGAGCUAUCUUCGGAACGGGUACCAACGGUGCUUACGUCGAGAAGCUGGACAAGGUUACCAAGCUCACAAAGGCAAAGAACGUAGGAGAGUUUGAUAAGUCGACCGGUGAGAUGAUUGUCAACACUGAGUGGGGUUCCUUCGACAACUCCCUCCGCACACUGCCCAACACUCCAUAUGAUGUCGAGCUCGACAAGAACUCUGUCAACCCUGGCAUCCAGAUGUUCGAGAAGCGCGUAUCUGGCAUGUUCUUGGGCGAACUUCUCCGUCUCGCUCUUGUCAAGCUCAUCAAGGACCCCAAAGUGCCUCUCUUCCAGGACGACAAUUCCUCGUCGAACGACAUCCACAGCACAACACAGAUUGACAGCGAGAGUGCGAUAUUCAAGCAGUGGGGCAUCGACACAAGCUUCCUGAGCAUUUGUGCGGGUGACAGCAGCCCAAGCCACCGCGUGAUCAGGCAGACGCUGGACAAGGACUAUGGCAUCUCGGCUGCUAGCACUGAGGAUGCAGAGGCCGUCAAGCAGAUCGCUGGCACCAUCGGCCGUCGCGCAGCUCGCCUUUCGGCUGUGGCCAUUGGCGCCAUCAUCAUCAACACCGGUCGACUAGACAAGCACAAGGGCACCGCCACAACUGAAGACAAGGCUGGUAUCAACCCUCCACGAGGAAACGUCGAGGUCAAUGAGGACGACGUCGUCGAUGUCGGUGUCGAUGGCUCGCUCGUCGAGUUUUACCCCGACUUUGAGGAGCACAUCAGGGAGGCUCUCCGCACGGUUCCCGAGAUUGGGGAACGUGGCGAGAAGCACAUCCGCAUCGGUAUCGCAAAGGAUGGUUCUGGUGUCGGCGCCGCGCUCAUUGCGCUUGUUGCUGGACAGGUUCCCGAGCCACAGCUGGACUAG
Molecule: messenger RNA, 1926 nt
Organism: Ascochyta rabiei
Lineage: Eukaryota; Fungi; Ascomycota; Dothideomycetes; Pleosporales; Didymellaceae
Product: Hexokinase
Exons: 3
Coding region: 1-1926 (641 amino acids)
Biological process (GO): glycolytic process; intracellular glucose homeostasis; glucose 6-phosphate metabolic process
Cellular component (GO): mitochondrion; cytosol
Molecular function (GO): ATP binding; fructokinase activity; D-glucose binding
Source: RefSeq, a predicted model, not a curated record